Molecule: messenger RNA, 2751 nt
Organism: Cynocephalus volans (Philippine flying lemur)
Lineage: Eukaryota; Metazoa; Chordata; Mammalia; Dermoptera; Cynocephalidae
Gene: EPHA3
Product: EPH receptor A3
Exons: 15
Coding region: 16-2751 (911 amino acids)
Biological process (GO): protein phosphorylation; axon guidance; ephrin receptor signaling pathway
Cellular component (GO): plasma membrane; dendrite
Molecular function (GO): transmembrane-ephrin receptor activity; protein binding; ATP binding
Source: RefSeq, a predicted model, not a curated record
CAGGUGUGCAAUGUCAUGGAUCAUAGUCAAAAUAAUUGGCUGAGGACAAACUGGGUCCCCAGGAAUUCAGCUCAGAAGAUUUAUGUGGAGCUCAAGUUCACUCUACGGGACUGCAAUAGCAUUCCACUGGUUUUGGGAACUUGCAAAGAGACAUUCAACCUGUACUACAUGGAGUCGGAUGAUGAUCAUGGGGUCAAAUUCCGAGAGCAUCAGUUUACAAAGAUUGACACCAUCGCAGCUGAUGAAAGUUUCACUCAAAUGGAUCUUGGGGACCGUAUUCUUAAACUCAACACUGAGAUUAGAGAAGUAGGUCCUGUCAACAAAAAGGGAUUUUAUUUGGCUUUUCAAGAUGUUGGUGCUUGUGUUGCCCUGGUGUCUGUGAGAGUGUACUUCAAAAAGUGCCCAUUUACAGUGAAGAAUCUGGCUAUGUUUCCAGACACUGUACCUAUGGACUCCCAGUCCCUGGUGGAGGUCAGAGGUUCUUGCGUCAACAAUUCUAAGGAGGAGGAUCCUCCCAGGAUGUAUUGCAGUACAGAAGGCGAAUGGCUCGUACCCAUUGGCAAGUGCUCCUGCAAUGCUGGCUAUGAAGAAAAAGGUUUCAUGUGCCAAGCUUGUCGACCAGGUUUCUACAAGGCUUUGGACGGUAACAUGAAGUGCGCCAAGUGCCCCCCUCACAGUUCUACUCAGGAAGAUGGUUCAAUGAACUGCAGGUGUGAGAAUAGUUACUUCCGAGCAGACAAAGAUCCUCCAUCCAUGGCUUGUACCCGACCUCCAUCUGCACCAAGAAAUGUUAUCUCUAAUAUAAACGAGACCUCGGUUAUCCUGGACUGGAGUUGGCCCCUGGACACAGGAGGCCGGAAAGAUGUUACCUUCAACAUCAUAUGUAAAAAAUGUGGGUGGAACGUAAAACAGUGUGAGCCAUGCAGCCCAAAUGUCCGCUUCCUCCCUCGACAGUUUGGACUCACCAACACCACGGUGACAGUGACAGACCUCCUGGCACACACUAACUACACCUUUGAGGUUGAUGCCAUUAACGGAGUGUCAGAGAUGAGCUCCCCACCCAGACAGUUUGCUGCAGUGAGCAUUACAACUAAUCAGGCCGCUCCAUCACCUGUCAUGAUGAUUAAGAAAGACCGGACAUCCAGAAACAGCAUCUCUUUAUCCUGGCAAGAACCUGAACACCCUAAUGGGAUCAUAUUGGACUACGAGGUCAAAUACUAUGAAAAGCAGGAACAAGAGACAAGUUAUACCAUUCUGAGGGCAAGAGGCACAAAUGUUACCAUCAGUAGCCUCAAGCCUGACACUACAUAUGUAUUCCAAAUCCGAGCCCGAACAGCAGCUGGAUAUGGGAGCAACAGCCGCAAGUUUGAGUUUGAAACAAGCCCAGACUCCUUCUCCAUCUCCAGUGAAAACAGCCAAGUGGUGAUGAUAGCCAUCUCAGCGGCUGUAGCGAUUAUUCUUCUCACUGUCGUCAUAUAUGUUUUGAUUGGGAGGUUUUGUGGCUAUAACAAGUCAAAACACGGUGCAGAUGAAAAAAGACUUCACUUUGGGAAUGGGCAUUUAAAACUUCCAGGUCUCAGGACUUAUGUUGACCCACAUACAUAUGAAGACCCAACCCAAGCAGUUCAUGAGUUUGCCAGGGAAUUGGAUGCUACCAACAUAUCCAUUGACAAAGUUGUUGGAGCAGGUGAGUUUGGAGAGGUGUGCAGUGGUCGCUUAAAACUUCCUUCAAAGAAAGAGAUUUCAGUGGCCAUCAAGACCCUGAAAGUGGGCUAUACAGAAAAGCAGAGGAGAGACUUCCUGGGAGAAGCAAGCAUUAUGGGACAGUUUGACCAUCCCAAUAUCAUUCGGCUGGAAGGAGUUGUUACUAAAAGUAAGCCAGUUAUGAUUGUCACAGAAUACAUGGAGAAUGGUUCCCUGGACAGUUUCUUACGUAAACAUGAUGCCCAGUUUACAGUUAUCCAGCUGGUGGGGAUGCUUCGAGGGAUAGCAUCUGGCAUGAAGUAUCUCUCAGACAUGGGCUAUGUUCACCGAGACCUUGCUGCUAGGAACAUCUUGAUCAACAGUAAUUUGGUGUGUAAGGUUUCUGAUUUUGGACUUUCACGUGUUCUAGAGGAUGACCCAGAGGCCGCUUAUACAACAAGAGGAGGAAAGAUCCCAAUCCGGUGGACAUCACCAGAAGCUAUAGCUUACCGCAAGUUCACGUCAGCCAGCGAUGUAUGGAGUUAUGGGAUUGUUCUCUGGGAGGUGAUGUCUUAUGGAGAGAGACCAUACUGGGAGAUGUCCAAUCAGGAUGUAAUUAAAGCUGUGGACGAGGGCUAUCGCCUGCCACCUCCCAUGGACUGCCCAGCUGCCUUGUAUCAGCUGAUGCUGGACUGCUGGCAGAAAGACAGAAACAACAGACCCAAGUUUGAGCAGAUUGUCAGCAUUCUGGACAAGCUUAUCCGAAAUCCUGGCAGCCUGAAGAUCAUCACCAGUGCGGCAGCAAGGCCAUCAAACCUUCUUUUGGACCAAAGCAAUGUCGACAUCACUACCUUCCGCACAACAAGUGACUGGCUUAAUGGUGUCCGGACAGCACGCUGCAAGGAAAUCUUCACGGGUGUGGAGUAUAGUUCCUGUGACACCAUAGCCAAGAUUUCCACAGAUGACAUGAAAAAGGUCGGUGUCACCGUGGUUGGACCACAGAAGAAGAUUAUCAGUAGUAUUAAAGCUGUAGAAACACAAUCAAAGAAUGGUCCAGUUCCAGUGUAA